Messenger RNA from Paramecium tetraurelia, 303 nucleotides. RefSeq lists its product as uncharacterized. The transcript is spliced from 2 exons. Lineage: Eukaryota; Ciliophora; Oligohymenophorea; Peniculida; Parameciidae. The record is from RefSeq and is a predicted model, not a curated record.
AUGGGUUAUUUUGAUUUAAUUAAUCAACCACUAAAUGAAUUUGGAGAGGAAUUAACAAGACUUAAGACAGAUAUUGUGACCAACUUAAAGCCUGAGUCAAGAUUUAAUCUUUUGGUUGGACUCUCAGUUGUUAAUUUGGCUAUUGGAGUAGCCGUCAAAGGAAUUAAAUCAAGACCCCUUCAAACCGGCUUCAUUAGUUUCUUUGGAUUUGGUUUAAUUAUGUAUCCAGAGUUAUACUUCGGUUUGCUCAGACAAAAAAAGGUGUAGCAAUAAAUAACACAUCAUUUUAUUAAGAGAGAUUGA